AUGUUUGAACAACUAAAAGUUCAGUAUUCAUCAUCAUUAUUAUGUCCAUGUUCACAAAUAUUGGUUCUAUAUUCUAAAUUUCUUUCUGUAAAACCAGCUACUUAUCGUCAAGUUUGUUCAAGUUAUUUUAUUUCAUCGAAUUUUAUUCAAUUAUUAUGGAUUAGUGAUUUAUAUAGCAGUUAUUAUUGGAAUAUCGAUAUGAAAAUAUUAAGUAUUCAAUUUCGUCUUUUAGCAUCACUUUGUUCUCUUGCAGAAAAUACAAUCCAACAAAAGAUUAAAAUAUUUUCUUCGUGA
Rotaria sp. Silwood2 is the source of this 294-nucleotide messenger RNA. NCBI's taxonomy places the organism in Eukaryota, Metazoa, Rotifera, Eurotatoria, Philodinida, Philodinidae. The record is from the annotation of a GenBank genome assembly.